Molecule: messenger RNA, 218 nt
Organism: Geodia barretti
Lineage: Eukaryota; Metazoa; Porifera; Demospongiae; Tetractinellida; Geodiidae
Source: the annotation of a GenBank genome assembly
CAAAACGUGCUGUGGAGACUGAACUAUUCAGAUAUACAGUGUGCUUUAUUUAGAGGUAGUGUGCUUUAUUUAGAGGUGUUCCUCAAUUCAGAAGGUAUGUAUUUUUUCUGAUGUUUCACUUGUUUAAAAUAGUAUACACAAAAACAGUACCGUACAGCGAAAAACGUGAAAUUAUGCACCAUGUGAAAUUUCCCGCUACAGGACAUGUCCUAGGGAAU